GCCACCUUCGUCGUAUUCCUCUAAGCCGUUGUACUCCUUGCAGCACGAAUUGUACCCACCGAAGCGCGUCGACUACAUUCUCAACACUCGCACCAAAAGCCAGCCAUAACUCAUAACCUAACCCCACACCAACCACCCAACCACCAUGGCCACCUACUUCGGAGCGCUCCCUUACACGCCUUUCUCUGGCAUUCCCAACGAGACUUACGCGUCCCGCGAGCGGGUCACUGGCUAUGUCUCCCAGACUCAUUCCUCCUUCUCCUCGCCUGCCCUCUCCGAGGGCGAUCCUACCCCGCCCCGCGAGGCCUCCCCGAUCGGCGAAGCGGUCUACGAGCAGACGCACUCCUCUGCCUAUGAACAGACGCGCCCCCUCGUCCGCCAGGACUCCCUCCCCUCGCGCUUCGCACGCAAGGAUCGAAGCUUCUACGAGGAGAACGUGAGCCAGGAGAGCGCGCCGGUGCCGAGCAUCUUCGACAUGCUGGUGACCGCGGCCGCGGCCGAGGAGCUCGACGCGGACGCGUCGGUUGGUCCCGACGAGGCGCAGAACAUGCCGCGGGUGAUGGAGUCCGCGUCUGCUGCCACCACAUACGCCCCAUACAACGACGGUCAUGCCACGGCCGACGUCGACAAUAACGCCAUGGUUGACGUCGACAGCCACCCCAUGGUUGACAAUGACACCGACGUCGCCAUGCUCUCCGAAUCCGACGCCGAGGACACCGAGGACGAGGACUUCGCCAUGAUCGAGUCCGAGGACGACGACGAGGAUGACGAAUACGAGGAGCCGGCGAGGAAGCGCGCGAGGAGGAGCCCGGUGGCAAAAAAGAGCGCGCCUGCGAAGAGGACGAGCGCGUCUGCGAAGGUUGCGUCAACGAACAAGAGCACACCGACGAAGAAGAGCACGCCGACGAGGACAAGCACGCCGACGAAGAAGGACUCGCCCCCGAAGACGAGCGCGUCGGCAAGGACCUCGCCGCGCGCGAAGACGUCGAGCGCGUCUGCCACCACGCCGUCCACGUCGCCGAAAACCUCUCCACGCGCGAAGAAGAGCCCGUCUCCCGUAAAUGCCAGCGCCUCAGCGAAGAACCCCAGCGCCUCAGCGAAGAACCCCAGCGCCUCAUCGAAGAAGACCACCACCCCGCCCAAGAAGCGCGCCUCCCGCUCGAAGAAGGGCUCGCCAUCCACCUCCACUACUCCUUCGACGUCCUCCACGCCCUCUGCCACUACCGUCGACGCCGACGCCGACGCCGAGAUGAGCUAUGAUGAGAUGGUCGCCAACAUCGGCAGCGUCAAGACCCUGCCGUGGACAACGGAGGGCGUCAAGGCCUUCGUCGUGAGCUUCAUCAAGCGCAGCGACGCGCGGCGGGCGGCGGUGAAGCGCAAGGCGGAGGAGGCGAAGCAGAAGAAGAUCGAGGAGGCGGCGAAGAAGGCUGAAGAGGCGGCGGAGGCGGGUGAGGGGCAGGAAGGGGUUGUGGAGGGGCAGAAGGCGCAGGGAAAGAAGGCCGGGGGCAAGAAGGCAUCGGCGCCGACCCCAGCCCCCACGACGACCGGCAAGCGCAAGCGCGGGCCCGUCAUCGAGGACAUCGACGAGGACGACGACCUCGACGAGUACGAGAUCGACGACGGGGACGACUGCAACUGCCACGCGUCCACCUCCACCUCGACCCUCCCCUGCACCUGCGGCCCCUCCUCCAAGAAGACCUGCCACGCGCUCUCCCAGCGCAUCGAGCUCAUGCGCACCGACCCCACGCUCACCUCCUUCGGCGCGCACCACGCCAUGUGCGCCGGGUGCGGCACGCAGAUCCGCACCGACAUCCGGUGGGAGUUUUACUUCAAGGCGCUGUGGGGAAAGCACUCGCUGGAGAAGUGCGCGGGGCUGCGGAAGUGGGAGGAGAGCCCGCCGAGCGCGGAGCAGAUGGAGGAGUGGCAGAAGUCGCGGGACGCGUCGGCGGAGGAUGCGGUAAGUCGUUGUUUCGAUGCGAUUAUCGAUAGGGCGAACGUGCUGACGCGCCCCAUAGAAAGUCUACUUCACGAUGAUGGCGGACAAGGGCACGUCGAAGUGCGUGUGCAAGGAGCUGGGCCGCGAGGUCGAGAUCAUCAGGAAGUACGAGGAGGAUAAGGCGGUGCGCGACGCGAAGAAGCCGAAGAAGCCGGAGGAGUCGAAGAACGAGGACGAGGACGCGGCGUCCAAGUCUGAGGGCGCGGAGUUGGAGGAUGAGGACUCGGAGGAGCGCGCCGCAACCCCCAUCCCCGCGCGCCCGACUCGCAAGCUCCCGAAGCGCGCUGCUGCUCGCAAGUAACUGGAUGAGGAUGUGCACCUCAAGGAUUGACUGACCAUGAUACCCCAGGAUCGGAUACUCACUGUACUAUAAUCACUAUCUCCCGUCUCAAAUCAGUGUCCCGACUGUAGAACCGCAGCGUCUCCGGCUAUAGAGGAUGUACGCCUGCGUGACUGACCCACUAUGCUUACCCUUGGUAUCUUACUAUAUUCCACUGUG
Molecule: messenger RNA, 2495 nt
Organism: Schizophyllum commune H4-8
Lineage: Eukaryota; Fungi; Basidiomycota; Agaricomycetes; Agaricales; Schizophyllaceae
Exons: 4
Coding region: 146-2116 (656 amino acids)
Source: RefSeq, a predicted model, not a curated record